This is a messenger RNA of Lucilia cuprina (Australian sheep blowfly), 1378 nucleotides long. Its product is annotated as homocysteine S-methyltransferase 3-like. The record is from RefSeq and is a predicted model, not a curated record. Gene Ontology annotation, molecular function: zinc ion binding; S-adenosylmethionine-homocysteine S-methyltransferase activity. NCBI's taxonomy places the organism in Eukaryota, Metazoa, Arthropoda, Insecta, Diptera, Calliphoridae. Bases 292 to 1284 code for a protein of 330 amino acids. Gene Ontology annotation, biological process: S-methylmethionine cycle. The transcript is spliced from 4 exons.
AUAAACAAAAAAAAAUAAAUAAUAUAAAUUGAUAUACAUAGAUUUAUGUUGUGACGAGAACUACUUAUAAAAGCUGUCGCAUAUUUAAUUUAAUCGAUCAAUUGUAACAGAGACUUUAAUUAGACUUAGUGAAAACGUUAGUUAGUUAAGCAGUGUUUCUUUUUUUUAUUAUAUUUUAUAUAAAAAACACUUAUAAUAUUAAUUAAAUAAUAAUAAAUAAUUUAAAAAUAAAACUACUUAUACUAAAUAUUAUUUUAAAAUAAAGUUACUUUAAAAAGAGAAUUUUUCAAUAUGCGCCUAAAACAGAUAUUAGUUAAAGAUGGAGGAUUUGGCACUCAAAUGACCGUACAUGUGGGCAAUGCAGUUGAUGGAGAUCCCUUGUGGAGUGCUAGAUUUAAUGCUACCAAUCCAGCAGCUGUAGUCAAUACUCAUGUAGAUUUCUUGCAAAAUGGUGCCGAUAUUAUCUUAACCAAUACCUAUCAGGCAAGUGUUGAAGGUUAUAUGGAACAUAUGGAAUUAGAUGCAGAUCAAAGUGUUGAACUUAUCAAAAAUACCGUGCGUUUAGCUCACAUUGCCAAAGAGAAAUACUUGACAGAAUGCUAUCAGGCUCAAUUAAAUGUGAACGAAGGUUUUCCUAUGAUUAUUGCUUCCAUAGGACCAUAUGGUGCCCAUUUACAUGACGGCUCUGAGUAUACCGGUGAUUAUGCUGAUUAUGUGCCAGCCAAAGAGAUAACUGACUGGCAUAGGGUACGUAUUGAUGCCUGUCUUGAGGCCGGCGUAGAUGCUUUAGCCAUUGAGACCAUACCUUGUCAAAUGGAGGCCGAGGCUUUGGUUGAAAUGUUAUGCGAAGAUUAUGCUGAUGUUAAAUUCUGGGUUGCCUUUCAAUGUAAAGACGAAAAAACCUUGGCUCAUGGUGAAGAGUUUGUCGAAGCAGCCAGUUCGUUAUGGGAAUUACUCAAGGAACGUAAUGCUCAAGAAAACUGUUUAGCCAUCGGUGUCAACUGCGUAAAUCCUCAAUUUGUAACACCCCUCUUCAAGUCAUUAAAUGGCGAACGUUCUAUGGAGGAUAGAAUACCAUUGGUAGUGUAUCCCAAUAGUGGUGAGGUGUAUGAUGUCAAUAAAGGUUGGAUGGGUAAGGAACAUUGUGUACCAUUGGCAAAUUAUGUUGCCGAAUGGGCUCAGCUAGGAGCACAGAUAAUUGGUGGCUGCUGUCGUACGUACGCACGCGAUAUAAGACAUAUUAGUGAAACAGUUCAAAAUAUUAAUAAGUUGAAAUUGUCAUAGAUUAGAGUGUAGUAACAGUAAAUUAGUACUAGUUUUAAGUUUACCAACAAGUUUUAAAUUAAAUAAAUGCAAAAUUUCUUUUUAUUUAGUUGAA